Molecule: messenger RNA, 4147 nt
Organism: Mizuhopecten yessoensis (Yesso scallop)
Lineage: Eukaryota; Metazoa; Mollusca; Bivalvia; Pectinida; Pectinidae
Product: pseudouridine-metabolizing bifunctional protein C1861.05-like
Exons: 19
Coding region: 469-2667 (732 amino acids)
Molecular function (GO): kinase activity; pseudouridylate synthase activity
Source: RefSeq, a predicted model, not a curated record
UUUUAAUCAGUGAGUCAUUCUUAUGUUUUCCGGAUGAACUUCUGGUAAUUUUUGUGUCAGUUUACAGACGAGCGCGCGAUGGCCAACUGAGUAAUGAGAUAUAUAGCUUGAUAAAAUGUGUGCGUGGAAAUAUAUAACGCGCGGAAACCUAUGACUAGACGUAUUAUUCAAAAUGCUUGUUGUGCUUCGUGAGCGGCAAGUUUAUGGAUAUUUUUUUUAUUUCGCUGCAGCUGUAUUACUUACAUUAAUAUAAUACAACGAACAGCUGCACUUUUUCCAGAAUCCGGAUUUGUUACAGCUCUGUCUCCGUUUCUAAUAUUAUAUCAGGGGUUAAAGUUCAUAUUUUCGCUGAUAGCCGCGGGUAUUCAACCCAUGAAAUCAUUCAACCGUUAUACCGAUUGUAAGAUAUUAACGAAGAUACAGUGAACGACCUUGAAGGAACAUUCAUGUGAUGGUCAAUUCUACAGAAUGCUGCGGUCAUCUUUGUCCACUCUUGGAUUUCUCAGAUCUGUCAGAAGUUUUUGUGAUUCUUAUGGCAGGAGGUCACUUCAAAAUGGUAUAGUUCAAUUAUCCGAAGAGGUCAAAUCUGCUGUGCAUUAUGGGAAGCCUGUGGUUGCCUUGGAAAGUACUAUCAUCACACAUGGAAUGCCCUACCCUGAAAACCUCAGGACAGCCCAGGAGGUUGAAACCAUUGUACGAGAAAAUGACUCCAUCCCCGCCACCAUUGGUAUUCUGGCUGGAAAGAUUAAAGUAGGUUUGAGUGCUGAAGAACUGGAGUAUUUAGCAACACCAUCCAGAUCUGUUAUUAAAACGUCAAGGCAAGAUCUCCCUAUUGUAAUAUCAGAAGGACGUGAUGGAGGGACGACAGUCUCUGGUACGAUGGUGGCAGCUAACAUGGCCGGGAUCUCUGUGUUUGUCACCGGCGGAAUCGGCGGUGUCCAUAGGGGAGUGGAAGCCACAAUGGACGUGAGUGCUGACCUGACAGAGCUUGGUCGGACACCGGUCACUGUGGUGUCCUCAGGGGUCAAGUCAAUACUGGACAUCGCCAGAACUCUGGAAUUCCUGGAGACACAAGGCGUGUGUGUGGCUAGCUAUGGACCCAGUCGAGAUUUUCCUGCAUUCUUCUCCCCGAGGAGUGGAUUCUUGGCCCCAUAUAAUGUUGAGGACCCGUCCAGGGCAGCAAGAUUGAUUGAUGCUCACCACAGACUUGGCCUGGAGAGUGGUGUCCUUAUAGCAGUCCCUAUACCAGAGGAUCAGGCAGGCCAAGGGAAGCUUCUAGAAGAUGCCAUACAGAUAGCUGUGGCAAAGGCAAGUGAGGCAGGAAUAUCUGGAAAGGAAGUCACUCCAUUUAUACUUCAACAGGUCAAUGAAAUCACAAAAGGAGCCUCCCUGGUUGCUAACAUUGCACUCAUCAGAAACAAUGCCAGGGUGGGUAGUCAGAUAGCCAAACAGUUAUCUAUCUACAGGAAAUCCUCACCAGAUGGCGCAACCAACACAGAAAGUGAUGAUGUCACUACAGUACGACCACAUAUAAAGUCGAGGUCACCAGCUCAGCAGUCUGUCAAAGGCAAGGGCAGAGUGGUUGUGAUUGGAGGAAUCAAUGUAGAUUUUUAUGCAAUGGUGAAUAAAGACACUUUUGCGACUGACGGAGGAACCUACCCUGGUGGUGUGCGGCAGUCCUUUGGAGGUGUGGGGAGAAACCUUGGUGAUUGCCUCAGUCGUCUUGGAGUCAACCCGUUGUUUAUCUCCGCUGUGGGCAAUGACUCACACAAGCCAGCAUUCCAGCACUAUAGUAGUCAUAUGGAUCUGAGCGGUGUUGCGGUCAGGGACGACCAGACCACAGCCACCUACUGUGCUGUGCUGAAGAGGACAGGAGAACUGAUAUUUGGUAUCGGUGAUAUGGACAUCCACCAAACAGUCACAUCUGAGAUGGUGUCAGGAUUUGAGGAAGAGCUUGCCAGUGCUCCCCUUGUGUGUGUUGACGGUAACAUUCCUGCUGAGACCAUCCAACACGUAUGCCAACUGUGUAGCAAGGCUUCUGUCCCAGUUUGGUUUGAACCGACAGACGUACACAAAGCAGGGAAACCUUUUGGUGCUGGAGUAAAGAAACUGCCAACCUACGUGUCACCUAACCUUCAUGAACUUCAACAGAUGUACCAAGCUGUAACGGGUGUAUCGCAUGUACAAUCAGCACAGAUAGACUUGGACAACCUUGAAGCAGUCCUAGAUGAAAGUAUAAGACUGUCUAAACCUGUGAUGGAGAAAGUGCCAGUUCUGAUUGUGACCUUGGGAAAGCACGGCCUGUUGCUGUGUCGAAACUCGGAUAUGAACAGGUUCCCUACUAGGGGAGACAGCAUUAAGGCUGGUGGAAUGACCUUUGUCCACUAUCCUGCGGCCAGUCCAGACAACAUGCCUAAACAGUUAGUCAGUGUGUCAGGGGCCGGAGACUGUCUGACUGCUGGUAUAAUCUCUGGGAUCAUUCAAGGUCAUGACAUUGAGCUCUGCGUGAAGACAGGACUUCUUGCUGCUCAGAUGUCCUUGCAGUCGUUUGAUGCAGUCCCAACGACUGUUAACCCUGAUAGCCUUAUUCUGUCUAAGGUGAUGGCGUGGGCGCCGUGGCAACCAACCAUACAGGAUGUAGGUGUUAAAAUAGAAACAAUGAACUGAAAGCUAGAGCAUAACCAAAAUUAUAGGGAAUGAUGUCUCAAUGGAAAGUAAUGUGGGGAACAGUUUAAAGGAGAAUUAAUCUGAUGCAAGAAUACAGAAUAAUGUCUCAAGGUCAAUAAGACAAAAGGUAAUGUAUACAGUUCUAAUGAACAGUGUAUAUGAGUUGGAGCGUCGAUUAUUUACAGUGGUGUAUGAUGUAAUAUAUGUAUUAUGAAAUGUAGCAAUUUUACCUAACAAAGAACACAAGAGUCUGCUGGUUGACAUUUGUGAUGUGACAUGUUUACAUGUGGGCUGUAGAUAAAAACUAAAAAGACUUUUUUCUGAAUUUAUAAAAAGGUAUAUUCAGCCACUAUACCUGUAUCAGUAUUUUUGUCUCGCCGCCAUGAAGUGGAAGCGAGACUAAGGUGUUGCUUUGCCGGCGACAAUGGCGUCAACAUUAAGUUUUUGUGUUUAAGUUAGUUUCUCUGAAAGUAUAAGUGCUACACCAACCAUACUUGGACCAUAGACGCAUCUUAGAUAGUACAUCUUAACCCAUGCAUCAAAUGCUGGAUGCGACCUACUUUUCAUGGUCCAAUGACUUUGUCAGCAUCUCCAUCAACAUAAAGUUUUUGCAUUUAACUUAGUUUCUCUGAUAUGUCUGGUGGUCAAAGCAGGACUUAUCAAUCUGAAUGGCUUGUUUAUGAAUAUUAUGAAUUUUACUCUCAUACUUGAAUCAAAAUACAAUGCAAAGUAGACAAACGUAGUUUUCCUCUGUAUUUGAAUUGACGGAAACGUGCCUAAUACUUAUGGUGCUGUUCACUUUAAAUAUAAACCCAAUGGGGUACUCCAUUUUGUCACUCAGGGACCAGUUGCUGAAGUCAUUAUUUUUAACCAGUGCCUAAAGUUUACUCCAACCACCACCAUGCAUGUAUUUACAUUUUGUUUUUGUUAGGUUGUAUUAAUUUGAAAUUUAAAGAUGUUGAAUACACAAUACAAAAUAUAUUGUGUGAUAAUCAUUAAUUAAUUGUUUUUAAUUGAAAACGAUUUAAUCAAGAUGCUAAUUAACUGUAUUGAAAAGAAGAAAAUGAUCAUAUUUAUUACCAGUGUUUAAAGUUUAAAGGUACUGAAUAUGAUCAUGUAUGCUUGCUAUUUUUGUAUUCUAAUGAAUCAUGACCUGCAUUUAUGUAAUAUUUACAUGAUACAUGUACUUGUAUGUAGGUUGGAAAUGGAAAGAUUUUAUAUACAUAAUGAUGAUGUUGGGUUGUAUUAAUUUGAAAUCUAAAGGUGUUGAACACACUAGACAAAAUAUAUUGUGUAAUAAUCAUUAAUUUAUUAUUUAUAAUUGAAAUAAAGAUGCUAAUUAACUAUUGAAAAGAAGAAAAUGAUCAUAUUUUUUUAACUAGUGUUUAAAGUUCAAAGGUACUGAAUAUGAUCAUGUAUGCAUGUACAAUCAAAAUAUAAUUACAUGCUAUUUUUGUAUUAUAAUGAACCAUGAACUGCA